UUACUUCCGACCCCUUGAGAGGGCCUUCCCCUGUCUCCAUGGGCCCUGCCUGGAUGAUGGUUCCUGUGGGCCGAUCUGUGCUGGUGGUGGCCAGGGGGAGUCGGUGGGCACGAACCAGAUGGGACACCGCCCUCCCCACACUUGGCCUGAAGGAGCAGCCCCCUAGUAAUAGUUACGCUGAGCAGGAACUGCUGCGUCUAAUCUACUACGGGGGCAUCCAGCCCGUGAUCCGCAAGGCCGUGUGGCCCUUCCUCCUGGGCCACUACCAGUUUGGAAUGUCAGCUGCAGAGAGGAAGGAGGUGGAUGAGCAGGUUCACACCUGCUGUGCACAGACCAUGGCUGAGUGGCUGGGCUGCGAGGCUAUCGUGAGGCAGAGGGAGCGCGAGUCCCACGCAGCUGCUCUUGCCAAAUGCUCGUCAGGGGCCAGCCUGGACAGCCAUCUGCACCGGAUGAUGCACCGGGAUUCCACCAUCAGCAAUGAGUCCUCCCAGAGCUGUAGUUCUGGCCGCCAGAACAUCCGCCUGCAGAGUGACUCCAGCAGCAGCACACAGGUGUUUGAGUCCGUGGACGAAGUGGAGCAGGUGGAGGCAGAAGGCAGGUUGGAGGGGAAGCAGCCCAAGAUCCCCAAUGGGAACCUGGUGAACGGCACAUGCUCCCCAGACUCUGGCCACCCUUCCUCCCACAACUUCUCCUCGGGCCUCUCGGAGCACUCAGAGCCCAGCCUGAGCACAGAAGACAGCGUCAUGGAUGCCCAUCGGAAUGCACCCCUGGUGCUGCGCCCCAGGGACAGCAGCAUGGAUGACGGACAGAGCAGCGAGGCCACCACUUCCCGGGACGAGGCCCCCCGGGAGGAGCUGGCUGUGCAGGACAGUCUGGAGAGUGACCUCCUCGCCAAUGAGAGCAUGGACGAGUUCAUGUCCAUCACCCGCAGCAUGGAUGUGGCCCUGCCCGACAAGGAGGGUAUCGGGAUGGAGGGCUGGGGCAGCAGCGAGGCCGAGAAGUGCAGCCAGGCGGACAGCGAGGACAGCCUCUCAGAGGAGCCCGAGAUGGAAAGCCUCUUCCCUGCUCUGGUCGCGACCACUUCUGCCACCAACGAGGCAUCCCCCGUAUCCUCCAGCGGCGUCACCUACUCCCCGGAGCUGCUGGACAUGUACACAGUGAACCUGCACCGCAUCGAGAAGGACGUGCAGCGGUGCGACCGCAACUACUGGUACUUCACACCCGCCAACCUGGAGAAGCUUCGUAACAUCAUGUGCAGCUACAUCUGGCAGCACAUUGAGAUCGGCUAUGUCCAGGGCAUGUGUGACCUUCUGGCCCCACUGCUGGUCAUCCUAGAUGAUGAGUCAGACUUGGCCCACUUUUUACCUCCCAUGAUUGGGAAGGACAGUUUGUCGUUCUGACAUGGGACUGGAUUGUCCUUUUCCCAGGAGGCUGAUGCCGACCUUUCCUUCCUCUGACAGAUCCUGGACUCGGAGCUCUUUGAGCUGAUGCAUCAGAACGGGGACUACACCCACUUCUACUUCUGCUACCGCUGGUUCCUGCUGGACUUCAAGCGAGAACUCAUCUAUGAUGACGUCUUCUCAGUGUGGGAGACCAUCUGGGCAGCCAAACACGUCUCAUCCACCCACUACGUCCUGUUCAUCGCCCUGGCUCUGGUAGAGGUCUACCGUGACAUCAUCUUGGAGAACAACAUGGAUUUCACAGACAUUAUCAAAUUCUUUAAUGGUGGAGGCAGGCAUGGCUGGAUCCAGGUGUUCAAAUGA
Molecule: messenger RNA, 1763 nt
Organism: Orycteropus afer afer
Lineage: Eukaryota; Metazoa; Chordata; Mammalia; Tubulidentata; Orycteropodidae
Product: small G protein signaling modulator 1-like
Exons: 10
Biological process (GO): activation of GTPase activity
Molecular function (GO): GTPase activator activity
Source: RefSeq, a predicted model, not a curated record